Messenger RNA from Glossina fuscipes, 1254 nucleotides. RefSeq names its product syntaxin-16 (gene Syx16). The transcript has 3 exons. Gene Ontology annotation, biological process: vesicle-mediated transport; intracellular protein transport; vesicle fusion. The record is from RefSeq and is a predicted model, not a curated record. Gene Ontology annotation, molecular function: SNAP receptor activity; SNARE binding. The coding region runs from base 198 to 1232 and encodes 344 amino acids. Gene Ontology annotation, cellular component: membrane; SNARE complex; endomembrane system. NCBI's taxonomy places the organism in Eukaryota, Metazoa, Arthropoda, Insecta, Diptera, Glossinidae.
AGCUAAGCUAACUGUUCCUUUAUAUUUUGCUAUUUUCUCAGCGGUGUAUUUUUUCGAAUUAGUAUAGAAAUCCGUUAUGUCCGUAAGAAAGUUUGCUGCGACAAGUUGUGAACAUAUGGUCUUAAAAAAAGUGGUGGAAAUUUGUAUAGUUAAUAGCGAUAUAUUUAAUUAAGGAGCAAAGUAAAUGUAUACGAAAAAUGUCUUCCCGUAAUUUGACGGAAGUUUUUAAUAUAAUGCGUAACAAUGCUUCAAAAAAUAGGAGCCUCUACGCGGAAGAUAGAAAAGGAGGUGAUGAUGCUGAAUUGCUUCUAAAACAUUCAAUAGGUGAUAUGGAAGAGGGUAUAGAACUACGUGAUGAAUAUGGAUCGCAACCAACAUGGAUGGAUAAGUUAGAAGAAGCUCAAUACACCAUGUCAAAAAUAAAACCAAAGCUAGAUGAACUUGGUUCUUUGCACGCUCGUCAUUUGCUUCGUCCGGCGUUUGACGAAAACACAGAAAAUCAACAAGAAAUGGAUAAACUUAGUCAAGAAAUAUCGAAACUUAUAACAUCAGCGCAUCGCCAUACACAACACAUACGUUCCUGUGUAGACGUCGGUACCAAGUCAGAACAACGCUUAACUUCAAACGUUGCUACUUUUCUAUUGAUUAGCCUUCAAGAACUUUCUAUAAAGUUUCGUAACAGCCAAAAUAUGUAUCUCAAACAGUUAAACAUAAGAGAGGAACGUUCCCAGAGAUUUUUUGAUGAUUUUACAAAAACUGGCGAAAGUGAAGAACGUGAAAAUUAUGUGGAUUCCUUCGAUAACUUUUUGCAAUUGUCGAACUCUAAAAAGGGAUCAGUUUUAUAUGACGAGGACAUUUCUGAAGAUUUGGAUGGGCAUUUUCAGCGGCCAAGCACUAGUAGAAUGCUGACCCAACAGCAAUUGUUGCUUUUUGAAGAAGAAAAUAGUCGUCUGGUUUCAAGUCGCGAUGAAGAAGUUACUAAAAUAGUGAAGUCUAUUUAUGAUCUUAACGACAUCUUUAAGGAUCUAGGUCAUAUGGUACAUGAACAAGGGACGAUUUUGGAUCGUAUCGAUUAUUCAAUAGAACAGACGCAAACAAGAAUAUCUGAAGGAUUGCGGCAAUUGCGUCGAGCUGAAAUGUAUCAAAGAAAAAAUCGUAAGAUGUGCGUAAUAAUGGUGUUGGCAGCAAUAUCAUUGUCUAUGUUGGUAAUUUUAAUUUUUACAAAGGUUUAGAAAGAAUCCUAAUCUAUUUAAU